UUGUAGUACCACGCAUGCGUACAAAUACGUACAUCCGGGUCUUCAAGCCUACGCGCGAAAUGGAGUCGGAGUAAACAGUUUAUUUGGGGUCUUUCUUUGGAAUGUAGCUAUACCAGAAUGCAGCUACGCCACAAACAAGGGAACGUGACUCGUCUCCGAAAACCGAAGACAGGAGAGCGUGGUUCAUCAGUUGUAUCACAACCCACUGGUCGCAAGCUUAAGCGCACACUCGUCACAGGGGGUUCAGCAGAGGUCCAGGAUGGAACCCCCAUGAAAAGGAAAAAAGCCUCAGGAAUAUUUGGCCGGAAAGAUGGAACUACUGGAGUCCCUCCAAAGGAAGAGGAAGUGCUGGCUGACGAAGACGACGCCCAGACCCUCGGUGGAGAUGUAGAGGUUCUCAUCUCCUCCACACCGUACCCAGUCAAGGCAAAGAAAAUGGCAGGAGGUCAAAAGAAACCAUUGAAUCAAGUGACUGAAAAUAACGAUCCAACAAGUCCUCCACGUACUACUAACCACGGGACAAUAUUUUCCCCGACUUAUCAGUUUAAUGGGCAAGGACCUGAGACUGAUGAUUUGGAUCUCAUUGCCAAGUCGCUUGACUUUGGAGUAGAAGAAAGUGACGAUUCUGAUUAUUCGUCUUCAGCAAAAGAAAACAAGGAACCUGCCUACAACAAUAAUUUGGCUUGCCUUGACAAUGUCAGUUGCCUAGACAACAACAAUGGCUGCCUUGACAACAACACCAACAAUGUUGGUUAUCUUGACAACGACGAGAGAGUAGUCACUGAAGAUAAUAAUAACCUAGUCUACAGGAAGGUGGAGGGUUCAGAAGGGGAGAUAGUGGUUUAUCCGGGUGAGGAGGAACAGAAUACAACAGAGGAGUCGUUUGAGGAGGGAGACUGGGAGGUGGAACCAUUCGAUCCAUACCUGUUUAUAAAGAACCUACCACCUCUCACAGAUGAGCUGCGUGUCCGCAUGCCUGCCUUACCUCUAAAGACCAGGAGUUCCCCCGAGUUCUCUCUGGUCCUUGACCUGGAUGAGACCCUGGUCCACUGUAGCCUGACUGAGCUUGAGGAUGCUGCAUUCACAUUUCCCGUCCUGUUCCAAGAUGUCACCUACCAGGUGUUUGUGCGUACUCGGCCCCACUUUCGCGAAUUCCUUGAGCGAGUUUCGCAGCUUUAUGAGGUCAUUUUGUUCACUGCCUCCAAGAAAGUCUACGCAGACAAACUGAUGAAUUUACUGGAUCCUGAUAAACGCUAUAUUAAACACCGUUUGUUCCGGGAACACUGCCUAUGUGUAAAUGGAAACUACAUCAAAGAUCUAACAAUCCUGGGGCGUGACCUGACCAAAACCAUCAUCAUUGACAACUCUCCUCAAGCCUUCGGUUACCAGCUAGACAACGGAAUACCUAUAGUGAGCUGGUUCAUGGAUAAAAGAGACCGAGAACUCAUCAACCUAGUGCCGUUUCUGGAGAGCCUUGUAGAUAAGGAUGAUGUUCGACCCUACAUCCAUGAUAGUUUCAGUCUACACUCACUCAUUCCUCCAUGAAAUCAACCCAACAAGGACGCAGGAUUCAAGGGCAGACAACUCCAUCAUGUUACAUUCUGUUACAGUGACCCCUUGAACUUUGGCCUGAGACAAUGCAUCUUCUUAAACAUAGUUGUGUCACAAUCACUGCAGAAUUGGUUCAUUUCAUAAAUAUGUCUUGCAAUCUGAUUGGCCAAUUGUAGUUUACCUUUGACCAAUUGUAUUGUUAGUGUACUAUUAUCAUUUUAUGUGUAGCAUAUAAAUCAUUACUAAGUAAAACCUGUUGAACUUUACACCAGUCUUGUUUGUUAAAUAUAACUGGUAAACAUUUUACAUCAGUGUUAAUGGCAUCAUACAAUAUCGUUACUCAAAAUAUUAACCAUUGUACUGUUUUGUUACUUACAAUCUGAUUGGUUAAAUUUUUAUCUUUUAAAUAAUUUGUUACCUACAAUCUGAUUGGUUGACAUUGAAAACCCCAUAGAAUUUUAUUUUGCUUUUUAAUAUAUUGCUUGAAGAUUUAUAUUUGAUUUCUGCAGUGAAGUCAAACUUGAUUCAAUAUUGAGUAUUUGUAAUGUUUUAGACGGUAUUUGUAAUGUUUUAGACCAUAUUUGUUCAGCCUUUAUUCUAGUUGCCAUGUAAAGAACAGUGUUAGUUGAUGUAUCUGUUGCGACUGAAAGCCAUAUUUUUACCUGUUGCUAAAAAACAUUUAAUUGAUGGAUAUGCUGGUAAGUGAAUAUAUGUUUAAUAUACAGAAUCAUUAAUCUAUCAAACAUUGAAAAUGAAAGGUAAACCUAGAUCUAGACUUAAUUAAUGACAUGUUUGAAAGGUAAAUGGGAUGCAUUGAUGAUACCCCUGUGAUGUAGAAUUGGUGUAACAGACGAAGCAAUUUAACAAACACAGGUACAAUGUGUAAAUUGUGUAUAUCCUUAGUGACUAGGUGAACCUGACAUAUAAUAGGAAUCUAAGGUCACCGGAGAAAUGAAAAUGGUAUUUUGGUUGGAGAAGAGGACACUUCAGACUGUAGGAACAUAAGCAGCAAUAUAUAUUUCAUCCUUGAUUUUAAUUUUUGUUUGCAUUUAUUGUGAAGAUAAAGUUGUGUAUUUUAAAUGUAUUUUAGAGGCUUCUAGACUGAUUGUGAAUAUUACCCAUUUAAGAAUGUAAGGAUGGUUCUUGCAGAUAUUAUUUGUUAUUUACACAUUUUAGUGUGUAAUUUCUAUACUGCAUAACUUACUAUUGCCCAUUGGUUAUGCUUCAAGGGUGAAAGAUAAAACCAUUCCCUCUGAUGUGAUUAUUGACUUUUCGAAUCAGUUACUUUAUUCAAAUUCAGAUUUUUUUUUAAUGCUUUAUCUGCAGAAAACCAUAUUGUAAUUAAUAUCUUAGCUGCUGAUGCUUGUGAAUAAUGAGUGGCACGUUGAUUUUGUGUUAGCUUGUAGAAAUAUGAUUUUAGUUAAACUUUACAUUAUUGCAAAAUUUUAUUAUAACAUGAAUGUAACUUUAAAUGGAAGAUUAGUUGUGUUCGAAAGAUGUUGUGCAGUUCAGUUUCCUGAAUAAUAUUGCUAGGCUAAGUAAAACCAUGACAAUUUAGGAGAUAGAAACUGAAAUUUUAUUGUGCAAUUGAAAAUAGUUAGAAAACAUAAUCUGAACAACUUGUACUUAGUCACGCACCCCAAGGAACCUGUUAGUUAAUCAUUGGCCAGGUUAGGACUUAGUACAGGAGUUAAUCAUUGGCCAGGUUAGGACUUAGUACAGGAGUUAAUCAUUGGCCAGGUUAGGACUUAGUACAGGUUGUUUGUCUCAAAAGGUCUACUGUCUUCAUUGUUAGGAUUGUGUAUCAUGAAUUUGUAAAAAAAAAAUACCAUAAGACAUUUGAUAAAUAAACAGGAACAAGUUGGCUGAUUAUGGUACUGAUAAUAUUGUGAUGUACAUAUCCAAUCUUCUAUUGAAUUACAGAUUACGUAGAUUGUAGUUUUAAUUUUUGAGACAAUUUCAGUUGUCAUCAGUAGUUGGUGAGAUUUCCUUCAGAGCUGUUUGGUAUCCCACAGAGGGCUCUCCAUAUGAUGUACUAUCACUGACAAGUUAUUUUAUUGGUUCUGGGGGAAAGAAUGACAAAUAGCUUUAUAUAACCAUUUUUUCAAUUUUAUAUAAAAAAUACAUUUUAUCUUUUUAAUAGAAGUAUUAAGACACAUGUACUGAUGGUGAUUUUUUUUCUCUGGUGAUACCUGUUCAAAAAAACACUGUGUAUUGUAUGUUGGAAAAAAUGUCUCAGCAAUUUGCAGUAUUGUACUAGAUAUGUGUGGACCAAUUUGAGUGAAAACAGAUACACAUUUCAGUUUGCAUCCGAGAUUUCAACCAAUCAUCUAUGGUGUGUUUUAGACAAAUAUUGUAAGUGUUUCAGGAUUCAGACAGACAAGCCACAGCAAAGCUUGUUAUGUUUGAUCCUUUAUACGAACUUCCUAAACAUAUUUAACAUGAAUAUCACACGUUGUUGACAGAAACACAACGUAGGUAUAAAAUAAUAGUGUACAUCUGUUUUGAUUUAUUUGCUGUAAAACCAAUCCAAUGUUCCUUUUGUCAGAUACAGUAGCAUUUGGGAAUUUUCCUACAUUUUCAAUUCAAGUGUCAUAAUGUUGAUUUGUUUUUAUUAUGUUAAUCCAUAGGGCAUAUAUGCAAAGUGCAGCUGCUGUUUAUAAGAAAAAUCUCAAAUUUGUUGCUUAGAACUGAUCCCAAACUAAUAUAGCUGACCCCUAUCAAUAAACCCGAGCCCCUGCAAACACCCGGCCAAUUAAAGUCACUUAUACAAGUGAUACAACAUGUAACAAGUAUUUUAACCAGUAACCUUUCCUUCCCUCACAGACUCCCAACAUGUGAUGUAACAAUUAUUUUAACCAGUAACCUUUCCUUCCCUCACAGACUCCCAAUAUGUGAUGUAACAAUUAUUUUAACAUGUAACCUUUCCUUCCCUCACAGACUCCCAAUAAAACUGCAGCUUUCGGAUACAUGAACAGUUGAUUUUGUAUAUUUUUUGUGUUGCAUUUAAACUUGUUACAAUUACUACUUGCUAUGUGUAAUAGAUGUGUUCUGUUAUCACUGUGUGUCCUUGUUGACAUUAUCAUCCUCCUGAAUUGGGCUGUCCGUCCUUCACUCAUUGGUUUGACUUUCCUUACAUCCAACAUCCAUGGCAGAAUGACGAUGAGUUGAUCAAAUUAACAGUAAUCCUGAAGGACUAGUUCUAGACUAUUCAUGAAGUUAAGAUCACAUUCAUGACAGAAAUGUUCAUAGAUUGGAAGAUGAAGACAACAUUUGUUUAAUAAACUGCAACUUGUUACAGGGUGUAUGCUCCGUUGAUCAUUGUUUGAUUACUGGUCAUCUAUACAGCAAUGUGUCCGAACCAUUUAAACCAUCAUGAGUGAAAUUGACAUCAGAUUCGCUGUCAUUGAAUGUUUUCUCUAUUGAGGGAGUCUUCUUAAAAUAAGGUUAUUAUACUUUUACAGCUAUUCAAGAUAAAUCAUUGUUUAGAAAUAUUGAAACAUGUGUACUUAUUUAAAUGAGUGGAUGACUAUGCAUGAAUAUUCAUAAGUGGGAUUAUUGUGCAUAUAUCAUGUAAUUAAUCUGGCAGCUAUCAAACCAUUGACAUCUGUAUAAGUUAAGGCAGGGCUUUAAUGCUAAGUAAUGACUUCUAAAUUAAAAUAAUCAUGGGUAAUCAUAUAAUCUUCUUGUGGCACAAAUGUUAACCCUUAUGAGUAUUCACUAUAGAUGGUUCUACAUGGGAGGGGAUGCAACGUGUACGGAGCUGCUGAGUCCUGUUCUGGCAGUCAGCAGUAGUAAUUUGUAUUCUGAGGAAUGUUUUGUCGGGAUACAUGAUUAAUCUGAUGAAUAUUUAUAGCAUGUGAAAUUGUCAUCUGAUGAAUAUUCAUAAUUUGGGAAUGUAUGCAAUCAUGAAGUUUUAAGUCUUUUUUAAAUAGAUAUGAUUUAUGACAUUUUAGAAUGAAAAUAAUUUCAACAUUGAUCAUAUAUAUAUAUUCUGUGUCUUGUAUUGUUAUUUUAAGCAUUUAUCAUCUAAGUGCUUUUGAAUAAACAUUUCUUCUUACA
Mizuhopecten yessoensis (Yesso scallop) is the source of this 5613-nucleotide messenger RNA. Its product is annotated as CTD small phosphatase-like protein 2. The record is from RefSeq and is a predicted model, not a curated record. Lineage: Eukaryota; Metazoa; Mollusca; Bivalvia; Pectinida; Pectinidae. The transcript is spliced from 13 exons. Bases 118 to 1545 code for a protein of 475 amino acids. Gene Ontology annotation, molecular function: phosphoprotein phosphatase activity.